UUUUAUCAGCUGCGUCAACUAUAUUACAAGAUAACGGCUUAACUCCGGUCGUUAAUAAGGAGGGGCAAACUUCAACAUGGCUGAAGAGGGGAUUUUCAUUUCAUGGCAUAAAGUUGAUAAACUUUAACAACCGGAAUCUAAACGCAUUUCCGGAGCCGUCUGCUACGAGCCCCAUGAAAGGAAGAGCUUUAUUGUCCUAGCUUGCUGGCUAACGUUAGCUAUUUGUUUGUUGAGUUGCCGACAUGGCUACCAGAGAGACAUGUCAGCGGCAAACUUACCGGCGGCCGGAGGCCUGCAUUAAGCAGGAGCAAGAUGACGAUUCGGACGUGGAGGAGAGUCACAUGGGGUUACGGAGGGUGGACGGGCUGGAGUCCCAGAUCAUCCACAGCGGACACUUCAUGGUGUCGUCUCCGCACAGCGAGCACCCCCCGAAGAAGGGUUACGACUUCGACACUGUCAACAAACAGACCUGUCAGACCUAUCGCUUUGGCAAGGCGAGCACGUCGCACCUCUCCAUAGACGCUUCGUUGACUAAACUUUUUGAGUGCAUGACCCUUGCUUACAGCGGUAAGUUGGUGUCUCCCAAAUGGAAAAACUUUAAAGGUCUAAAGCUGCUCUGGAGAGACAAGAUCCGGCUGAACAACGCCAUAUGGAGAGCCUGGUAUAUGCAGUAUGUGGAGAAAAGGGGAAAUCCUGUUUGCCACUUUGUAACCCCCCUAGAUGGAAAUAUGGAGUCUGACGUCCAUAGUGCUGCAGAGGCUGUUGCUUCAGAUACAAAAAACUGGAAAAGAAGAAUUGAAAUUGUGAUUAGAGAAUAUCACAAAUGGAGAACAUACUUCAAAAAAAGGCUACAGAAACACAAAGAUGAUGACCUUUCCAGCUUACUUAAGGGGCCAGAGGAGCAGUUAUCGCUGUUUGGGGAAGUCUUUCCAGACAUGCUCCGUACUUCCUUUUAUCAGGAUGAAGAAGCCGCUGUGCGUCGAAUGACUCGCAGGCAUAUUGAAACGCCUGCCCCCAUGGAGAUGGAGACCCUCUUUGACAUGGAUGUUCUGAUGUCGGAGUUUUCAGACACAUUGUUUUCCACACUGGCCUCACACCAGCCUUUGGGCUUGCCCAAUCCUAGGGAAAUUGCUCAUGCAGGGAACGCAGACAUGAUCCAACCAGGACUCAUCCCCUUACAGCCCAACCUGGACUUCAUGGACUCCUUCGACCCACUGCAAGACUUAUUUCACAGCCUUCGUCAUCCUGUCCUUCCCUCUGUUUCCCCCACUGCAUCAUCUGUCACCCCUCAACCCAGCAGCAGCUCUCAGUCUCAGGCUCCAUUAAUGUCGACAUUGCAGCUUUCACCCAACCAGAUUACUCCUGCAGAUCCGCUGCCCAUCCACAGCCAGACCACUCAAACAGACAGUGGUGGCGGAGGGGCCUACGUACAGAACUACAUGCCCCUGUUUGCUGGGCAGGUGGUGUCCAGCAGUCAUUCUGCAGCUUCCUCUGUCUCCCAGCCAUUAUCCCACAAUCCUUUGGUACCCUGCCUCCCGGGUCAGAACGUGUCCUCCGCAGCACCCAUGAUUCCUUCACCCUUAAACAACAGCUCAGUGCUGGAUGAAACUGUAGCCCUCUCUGUGAAAACACACACAGCCCCGUCCGCCGUCACAUCCAGCACCACGGCCAGCACCGUCAGCCACAUCUCAGCUCCCCAAUCCCAGCUCCAACUCCUCGCUCCGCUGUCUGCUACUCCCAUUCAGCAUCCUCAGACCUUCGCUCUGCCUCGCCCUUUCCAGUCAAAUAGCUCCUGCAAAGUCCGUCCUGUACCAAGGAUUGCUCCUGCAAACACCCUCCCUUCUUCCCAGUUCAUCCUCCCAGCCCCUUUUCCAGGUCAUGCUAACGCUGCGAUUGUUACAUCUCCACCCUCCACCAGCGUUGUAUUUACCUCUUCCCAUCUUGGAGCGGCCCCUGGAUUUCAGGUUAUUCCUCAUACACAGACGACCCCUCAGCCUGUUGUCCCUGAAGACAAGUCUCGUUUCAGGAAAAAUCAGAAAGAUCCCUCAAGUGUUGGUCAUAGUCAGCCAGGAUCCAGUCAAGGAUCACCUUGUGGUUCGGAUCAGGUUCCCAGUCCUCAAUCUAUAAUCAGCAGCACCAGUAAACCUCUUGUAAAGAGUGAGCACAAUCAGAGCCGCCACAUAUCAGCUGAACAAAAGAGACGAUCAAAUAUCAACAUUGGCUUUAAGACACUCGGCAGCCUUGUUCCCACUCUGAAGUCACAGUCUAACAUUACAAAUGCGGUCACACUGCAGAAGACAGGGGAAUACAUUGGGAAGCUCCAGCAGGAGAGGCAGCAACUGCAGGACGAGGUCAAGAGGCUACGAGAGGAAAUAGAGGAGCUCAACACAUCUAUCAGCUUGUGUCAAAAGCAGCUGCCUGCGACGGGCGUGCCGAUGAGGAAAAAUCGCUCCGAUCUCAUGCAGGACAAUUUCAAUGAAUAUGUGAAGAGCCGCACUCUUCAGAACUGGAAGUUCUGGAUCUUCAGCGUCAUCAUCAAGCCCCUGUUUGAGUCGUUCAAUGGGAUGGUGUCCACGACGAGCAGAGAAGAGCUUUGUCACACAACGCUGCAAUGGCUCGACAAUCACUGCUCCCUUCCUGUCCUCAGACCCAUGGUGUUGGGUACUCUCCGUCAGCUGUGCACAACCACGUCCAUCCUGAGCGAUCCCUCCCUACUUCCUGCAGAAGCCGUCGAGGCUGCCACAAACACGGACGUGUAGCCGUGCCCUCGGGAAUGGAGGCCACCCAAAAGCCGUUUGAACAUUUUUAGCAUUGGAAUCAUUUUUGCUGCAAGGCAUCCAGGAAGGUCACUGUGUCUUCCAAUGAUCUACAAAUUCCCAGACGAGUCGGUGAAACAGCAGAUUGAACAUGGGGCUGAAUUACUGAAUUACUUCCACUUUCACCUACUCGGAAGUUAUCUAAAUAUUUCAUUGGAAGCUGGUACUUGUGUUUUCAUUUUAGACCAUAGAAAGUGCUUUUCUAAUGUUAACACGCAGAGUUAAAAAGGGAAACGCUGAGCGAAUUUGCACCAGGAGGAAAAUGUGGGAUUUCUCCAGUAAAAGCUGGAGUUUGAGUUCAUUUUGCAGGCAGUCAUCAGUUCUUGGUGGUCUGCGCCCAAAUGUCAGCAGAGGUUUUAGGUUUUUUGUUUUUUUUCAUGCCUCAUUUACUCAGGUGAGUAUCACGUUGCCAGUGAUCACUACUGCUAGCCUUAUAGUAGGCAUGGGCCGGUAUAAUAACCUGAGUAAAAUUACCUCGGUUACUUUAUGAUCUUGAUUCCAAAAGGCCAAAACAAGAAAGCAACCAUUCCCCCCUACAGCUGCUAAAUUAACAUUAUUACAGUUAUAUUAAUGUUAUAAAUGGUAAAUGGCCUGCACUUGUAAAGCGCUUUAUCAAUUACCCAAAGACCCAAAAGCGCUUUACACAACAAUCAGUUAUGAAUGUAGCCACAGCUGCCCUGGGCCAGGCUGUCAAACACCGGCGCCACCGAGCCCUCUGACCACCAUCAGCAGGCAAGGCGGGUGAAGCGUCCUGCCCAAGGACACGACUGAGACGGACAGAGCAGGGGUUCAAACCAGCAACCCACAGGUUACAGGACGAACUCCUACCACUUUGUUGUUGGAAAGAGUUGUGUAAAAAUAUAGAAUAAACAUGCAUUUCCAUCAUAGUUUUCCAUACAUAUUUUCUAUUUUUACUGCUUGUAGUUGAGCAGUUGUAGUUUUAGAGCAGCGUUACCUUACUAAGAGGGAUUGUUGGUACUACUUUAGCUUCCAUACAAUAAAUCUCUGGUUUUUGUGAACAGAAAUACCUCCAACAAGCCCAAUGGGUCUUUUUUAUAAGCAAGGGGAAAUUGUAGUAAGCCUGUUUUUUUUAGCAAGCUGACCCACAAUGUGCAGCGACAUGUGGGAGGGGGCAGUGCCGCUUUAAAUUAUGCUUCACACACCUUGAGAUAACUCGGGUCACUCUCGCACUUUAUCUUGCAUGUUAUCAGAAGGACUUUUAAACCGUGGGAACUUUAUUUUGCAAAUAUUAGCACAAUAUUGAAGCUGUAACUUUUUAAAAGGUUGGUACCAGUACCGGGCCCAUGCCUAUUUUGUGCUCUUUUUGUUUUUCGUCCAUUCUGCCUUCUUGGACAUGCUGCAUGUUUUUCCUGUGCAAGUUGCAAAACAGCAGUAAUUGUUUGUGUUUUAACAGCAUUAUGGAGCCAUACUGCAGCUCUCAUAAGGAGCAAAACUGACAGUACAAUGCAGUACAGAUUAUAUGUAUAGAUUUUAUUUACAUGCAGUAUUACAGGAUCUACUCUGCAGUUCUUUUCUUUUUGCUGGUGGUCUCUCAGGGCUACAGUUCUCCAGAAGAUUAUUGUCCUGUUUUCUGUCAAAUCAAGACUUUUACCUUUUUUCUGCAGAUUUGUUUAUAAAGACAACAUUUGCAUUGUAUGGACUGCAUUUUUAAGAGUUUUUUAGUUGCACUAAUUUAUAAGACCGCUAAGAAGCUCAACAAAAGCCAUAUCAGUGGGGAGAUAGUCAUCCAUAAAGUGCAUUACAGACGGAGAUCUGUCUUAUUGACAGCUUGAGAGUAAAUCUCCAGACAGACAUAUCUGACCAGCAUCAGCCUUAUGGUCAAAGUGUCCUUACCUGUGGUCGGUGCAGCCUGAUGUGUCUCCUCAGGCAGAUGUGGGUCUUGCAUUGUGUAUUUUAUUUUUUUCUACAGAAUGUUGGAGUUUACAGAAGCAAAAAGCACCAUCUGUGUUUGUUUGAAUGUGUAUGUUGUCAAUGUGAAGUCUUGUAAUGUAGAUUAGGAAUCUCCUUUAGGGGGAAGUUUGCCAGUAAAAAUGUUCAAAAACACAAAGGAUGCAAUGAUCAAAAGUUAGCUAUGCUAAAGUCUACAACUAUGCAUCGUGUAGUGAACAAGUCAUAUAAUAAAGUCCCAAUUAAAUGUG
Messenger RNA from Girardinichthys multiradiatus, 4975 nucleotides. Its product is annotated as MLX interacting protein. The transcript is spliced from 17 exons. Gene Ontology annotation, cellular component: nucleus. The record is from RefSeq and is a predicted model, not a curated record. Gene Ontology annotation, biological process: regulation of transcription by RNA polymerase II. Gene Ontology annotation, molecular function: DNA-binding transcription factor activity, RNA polymerase II-specific; protein dimerization activity; RNA polymerase II cis-regulatory region sequence-specific DNA binding. NCBI's taxonomy places the organism in Eukaryota, Metazoa, Chordata, Actinopteri, Cyprinodontiformes, Goodeidae. The coding region runs from base 243 to 2759 and encodes 838 amino acids.